AUGGAAGUAUUCCGCCAGUGUGUGCAGCAUGCCAUAAAGCGUCGGGAAUUCCGCCAGUGUGGGCAGCAUGCCAUGAAGCUUCGUAAAGAGCAGGCGACGAGCAAGUAUAUCGAUGAUGAAUACAGCUGUAUGGACCGCAUUAAGGAGAAAGCGGAUGAUUUCGCAUCCGAUGCCAAGUCGCAGGCACGCCAAACGCGAGACCACGCACAAAAUGAGAAGGAAGACGCCAAGAGCAAGCUGAAGGAUAAGGCCUCGAAAGCUCAAGACAACAUGCAGGAUAUGGCUUCAGAUGUCAAGAGCAAGGUGCAAGAUACGGCGUCGAACGCGACGAGCAAGGUGCAAGAUACGGCCUCGAACGCGACGAGCAAGGUGCAGGAUACAGUCUCGGAUGCCAAAAGCAUGGCGCAAGACACGGCCUCGAACGCGAGGAGCAAGGUGCAGGAUACAGUCUCGGAUGCCAAAAGCAUGGCGCAAGACACGGCCUCGGAUGUUAGAAAGAACGUGAAUGGUACUAUCUCGAACGUGGCGUCCAAGGUACAGGACACCGCGGACUCGUGGGCGGACAAGAUCAAGGGUUUUGCGAAGUAA
Molecule: messenger RNA, 588 nt
Organism: Peronospora farinosa
Lineage: Eukaryota; Oomycota; Peronosporomycetes; Peronosporales; Peronosporaceae
Source: the annotation of a GenBank genome assembly